AUGGCGCGGGCAAAUACCAUCGGAAUAAACCUCUCCGGUCCACCUCGCGUCGCGUCCUCCACCAACGUAACACAAAGCCUAGAGCAACAACGUCUUGAUCUACUCGGUCCGGUAUACUUACUAGAAUGGCCGAGCGGGCAACGGCACUGCACCCGAACGCAUCUCGGAGGCGCCUCGGAGCUGCGCGCUAGUCUCCGGCGAGAGGGACGUAACUCACCAGGACACACGCGCAGGCUAUUUGUCAUUCACGGAUUACCUUCGGAUUGUCUAGAUGUUCUGAAGGAGGCGCUUAAUAUCGAUGCGCGGUUUGUUGAUGCGCAUGUCGGUAGACGGAUAUACCGACCCCUGACGAAACGAAGACGAGUAAGGGAUGAGGCUUUUGGGUUUGCUUAUUUUGAGUAUCCGGAGCUGCUCGCGUCGGCGACGGCCGAUGGGCAUAUCUCACUGGCGGACGGUGUUCUUGGAGGACCACCUGUGCAUAUGACAUCAGCAGAUGGGCAAGCUGUGAUGUUUUGCCAUGCUUCGUUGUGGUUAAGUCCCAAGGCAGACGUUCUCCUCGUAGACCGUCCGAUAUGGACGCGACCAUCAUCGUAUUUCCAAAAAGCGCAUUAUCGCUCAUCAGGCGCAAGCCCUGCUUUCGGGGAACCUGGGACAAGUAGCGACACAUUGCAUAACGAACACACCAACACUCUAAACGGUGAAGAAAUCCCAUGUUUCGAGACUUUGCUAUACGAAACCCUAGCAGAACAAGCCAACGAUUCCGUAGACGUAGACGUACGAUCACUCGUCGAAGACGUAACCCUACACCAAUGGAGUGGAUUCUUUGAAAUCCUAUCCACGGACUUACCAGUCGGUGCAAUUGAAACGACAGCUCUAUACUGGCAAGCGCAAAAGAGCCUUGAGCGAAACCUGAGUGACUCGCAGUUCCACGAUCGAUCAUAUCACUCUCUUGAACCCUCAUCAACGACCGGGGAGUGGGAAGCGCUUCUCUCACGUCUCGGACGACGCGCCACACUAUUAAACCAACUGAAUCCUAUCGUCACCAACAUCCAACUACCUUCCGAGCAAACACAACCACCUUCGCAGCAAGAACAACCUACAAACCCUAUUACAAUAGAAAACGUCCCAACCUUCAUCCCCCGCCGACGCCGCCGAACCCGCGCCCGGGGCCCAUCAAACACCAACAACGGCAAUAGCAGUUCCGACGACGACAACAAACACAGUCUCGACCGAGUAUCCUACAUGGGCGGAGUCCUCCUCCCCCUAUCCAUAGUCUCCAGUAUCCUAUCCAUGAGCGACCCCUUCGGUCCCACCGGGAACCAAUUCUUCGUCUUCUGGGCGGCUUCUAUACCUCUAGUCCUAAUCGUCUUACUCAUCAUCUACGCUGACACGAUUCGAAAAGCCGAGGUCUGGAUCGAAGUCGCUAGUAACGCUUCCAGUUCUGAAACAGCUAUUGGAGAAAAACCACAUGAUGAGGAAGCAGGGCAGGCUAUGCCGUAUAGUGAGACGAUACAAAUAAGUGCACCACCAACGACUAGAGUGGGGAUUUCGUCGCUUAGACCGGAGAAUGAGGAGGAUGGGGAUGAAUAUUCUGAAGGAGAAAGUUUUGAUGAGCCAUCUAUGAUGGUGGAGAAACUGUUCAAAAACGGUGGGAAUAGGAAGUGGCGCAAAGAACAACUCGGUUGGACGGGUGCAUGCAAGACGGCCUUCCGCAUUUACAGGCUCAAGAAAGGCAAGCCGCCCAACUGGGUGGGUGAAACGAGACAUGGGAGGACGCUUUAG
Molecule: messenger RNA, 1782 nt
Organism: Hypoxylon trugodes
Lineage: Eukaryota; Fungi; Ascomycota; Sordariomycetes; Xylariales; Hypoxylaceae
Exons: 2
Coding region: 1-1782 (593 amino acids)
Source: RefSeq, a predicted model, not a curated record